Messenger RNA from Sinocyclocheilus grahami, 1552 nucleotides. Its product is annotated as putative helicase mov-10-B.1. The transcript has 6 exons. Lineage: Eukaryota; Metazoa; Chordata; Actinopteri; Cypriniformes; Cyprinidae. Bases 51 to 527 code for a protein of 158 amino acids. Gene Ontology annotation, molecular function: helicase activity. The record is from RefSeq and is a predicted model, not a curated record.
ACAGUAAUGUGGAGGGAAACACAAUUAUUUUCCCAUGUAAAGAGGAUCUAAUGUCCUACAAGAUCUUAGUCAGCACUCUGGUCACCGCUGGCAGGCUGGUCAGUGGGGGUUUUCCUAUAGGUCAUUUUUCUCACAUCUUUGUGGAUGAGGCAGGACAUGCUGUGGAGCCAGAGGCCAUCAUCAGUGUGGCAGGACUGCUGAAUGCAGAGACUGGACAGCUUGUUUUGGCUGGAGAUCCCAAGCAACUGGGGCCAAUCCUGAGAUCUCCUUUUGCCAUUAGAUACGGACUUGGUCUUUCCUUGCUGGAGAGGCUGAUGACACAGAAUGAACUUUACCAGAAAGGUACUACUGGAUACGACAACCGUUAUGUAACCAAGCUGUUGCGGAACUACAGGUCUCAUCCAUCCAUUUUGAAGAUUCCUAAUGAGAUGUUCUAUGAUGGGGAGUUGGUGGCAUGUGCAGAUGAGAUGAUCUCCCACCAGUACUGCAUGUGGGAGCACCUGCCAAAAAGUCAUGUACUAAUCUGAACGAUGCCUGAAACUUCGUAUUAACAGCACUUCCUGUGUUUAUUUGCCUCUUUAUGAUGAAUCGCUUGUUGUAUUCCUCAAUUGAAUAUGUUGGGAUACACAUAGCAGGGUUUCUGCAGUCCUUAAAAAAAAUCUUACAUUUGGUUUGCUAAAAUUUAAGACCGUAAAGAGUCUUAAACAGUAUAACAAAAGUGUUAAGUAUUUAAAGAAGUCUUAAAUUUGGGUCGCUGUGAUAUGGAUAUGUGAUUAUUAAACAUCAAAAGGCUGAUUCAAUUAAAUAAAUGUGCACACUGCACAUUUCAAAAUAAUGAAUACGAUUGCUUAUGAUGCACCAUUGAUAAACUGACAAUGUUUACAUUAUGGGUUUUAUAUUAUUUUGUAGAUGGUUGUGUGUCUCGUCUUUUUGAAUGAGCAGCUGGAAGUAGUAAAGCAUAGACAUUACAAAAUAAGAAUGAUUUAUUUUGAUAUUGUUUUGUUUUCUGUACCGGAAUGUAUUCAUUUUAUUUGUGCAGGUCUUAAAAAAGGUCUCAAAGCCUUAAAUCUGAUUUCGAAAACCUGCUUAUCUUCAAAUACCGCUCCCAUUCACUUUUAAACAUUGUCCACCUCCUCCUCAAGGGGUAUCCGGUCACACAUGCCCGCACACACACAAAUCAUCAGUGUAAGGAAUGUAAAGGCCAGAAACUGAGAUAACUGCCUUUUUGAACUUGGUUGUAGUUCAUGGUUACAUUUGGUGCUUAGGAAUGUGACAUUUUUCAUUAACCAGUCUCCACUUGUUCUUUGUAAUGAUGAUGUUACUGUUUAUAUCUAGAAAGUUCAACUCAAAGACCUCUUUUUGAAUGUGUUGUAGUUUUGCACUGAUAAUUAUAGUAUGAUUGGUUUCCCUUUGAACAUUUUGUAGCUUCUGGAGAUGUCACAUUGUGCUCUGCUCUGUGCUGCAUUUUCAGGGAUUUCCUGUGAUUUUUCAUGGAGUGAUUGGAAAGGAUGAGAGAGAGUCAAACAGUCCCUCCUUUUUCAACACUUCUGAA